This is a messenger RNA of Olea europaea var. sylvestris, 459 nucleotides long. RefSeq names its product developmental protein SEPALLATA 3. The transcript is spliced from 2 exons. Lineage: Eukaryota; Viridiplantae; Streptophyta; Magnoliopsida; Lamiales; Oleaceae. Gene Ontology annotation, biological process: positive regulation of transcription by RNA polymerase II. The record is from RefSeq and is a predicted model, not a curated record. Gene Ontology annotation, molecular function: RNA polymerase II cis-regulatory region sequence-specific DNA binding; protein dimerization activity; DNA-binding transcription factor activity, RNA polymerase II-specific. The coding region runs from base 169 to 444 and encodes 91 amino acids.
AGUUCAUGGGAUGCUAGCAUAUGCUACUACUAGUAUUCUUUCUGUAUAAAUCACCACGUGCAUCUAUCGUUAUAAGUACAUUUAAAGGCAGUGUUACAAGAAACACACCGAUAAGAAUUGUGUUUCUGUGAGAUUUUUGAGAGAGAGAGAGAGAGAGAGAGAGAGAGAAUGGGGAGAGGGAGAGUAGAACUGAAGAGAAUAGAGAACAAGAUCAAUAGGCAAGUCACCUUUGCCAAAAGAAGGAAUGGAUUGUUGAAAAAAGCUUAUGAACUUUCUGUUCUUUGUGAUGCUGAAGUAGCUCUGAUCAUCUUCUCCAAUAGAGGAAAACUAUACGAAUUUUGCAGCAGCUCUAGUAUGCUCAGAACAUUGGAGAGGUAUCAAAAGUGCAACUAUGGAGCACCAGAGCCACAUGUACCCUCAAGAGAGGCAAUGGUAAUCACUUAAUUUCUCAAAAAAAUU